UCCAGUAAUCAGUUCAAAACUUUCUCUCCUUUCAAGAUGAAGUACCUUUUCGUAGUUGCCCUGAUCGUCCUGGCCAUCCAGUUGGCGGCUGCUGCUUCUGACAACACCACCUCGUCUGACAACACCACCACCACGACAACCGAUGCCACCACCACGACCACCACCGACGCCUCGGCCUCCACCACAACGACCACCGAGAAACACCGCAAGAAGCUCUGCUGGAGAGGCAACGACUGGUGCGGAACUUUCAUCCCAAGGAGGAGGUGCAGGAAUGGCAGGUGCCACAGGAUCAGGGUUACUCGCAGGAAAUCUGCCUAAAUUUUGGCCAUUCAAUUUUUGAAUAAAUGAUUAAAGCAAAGCAAA
Molecule: messenger RNA, 363 nt
Organism: Drosophila bipectinata
Lineage: Eukaryota; Metazoa; Arthropoda; Insecta; Diptera; Drosophilidae
Source: RefSeq, a predicted model, not a curated record